CUUACCAGCAGGCUGCCAGAUAGAGGAGUAGCGAUUUUAGUAUAUGGACAUCACCGGGGUGAUAACUUUUAGUCGAGGAGAUGAGAGCUAGCUAAAGUCUAUAAUUAGCAAAAAAGACAGUUGCAAGGUUGAUUUAGGAGCGGAAGCAUUGCCGCUAACAGACCUUAUGAAGGUAUAACCGUGACGAGGCGGCAGCAAUCUACAGCAUAAUACGAUGCUGGGGAAUCCUGACGCGCAUACAACUUGCGCAUUCAUCAAAUAGUUGUAGCUACACAAUACCAAUUGCAAUUGCCUAAUGGGGGUGACUGAACUUUGGAAAUGGGGCCGCCGCGCAUCCGUCGGAGCCUCGCCUCAUGGGCGGUCCUGCACCUGCCAUGCCAAACGCUACGUCCCUGCAAAGAAGCAGCGACAGCCCCCAGCAGGCGGAACUUUUCGUGCGGGUGGUAAAAUGCGGAAGCAACAUGCUGCGGAACAUGUGGCUGAUGCUGACGAGCUUCUGCAGGAGCUGAACAGCGGCGGUGUGGGGUGGCUGCAGAAUGAGGACGAGCAGGAUUGGGGCCUGGACGAUGUUGCUGUUCAUGCGCGCACGAGGCAGCAGCACGAGCAACAACGACUUGGUUGUAUCUCCGUGGCGGCGGCUCCCAGUGCCGAUGCUACAGGUGCCCCGGGUGGCCGCCGUCGCGGGCCCAGCGUUGCGGACCCUAUGACCCAUGGGUCACCUCUGGCGACUGGAUUGGCCCGUGUGCUUCCCUCGGUCGUCCAGGGAAGCCCGGCGCCGCAUGCUAGUAAUGCUGGUAGCGCGAAUAGCAGACUGACAGGCGGCAGCGACAGCAACAACGACGGGGGCGUGGUUGAGCAGGGGCGGCAGCAUGCAGGGUUAGGUGGUGUGGGAAAUGGGAAGGUGCCAGCGGGAGAAGCAACAGCUGCAGCGCGAGUGGAGGUAGACGUGUCGUACGCUCGUCGUAACCCGGAGGUCGUGGAGGCGUUGCGCCGUCAGGGCAUCUCCGUACACGUCAGCCAACCUGACGAGGAAGACAAUGGCGACGAGGAGGAGGAGGAGGAGGAAGACGCAAGAGCUGGUCGCGCCAGCUUAGAUGAAGAUGAAGAUGAGGAUGAUGCCUUAGGUUUGGAUCUGGAAUCGGAUCUCGGAUUCGGCUCUGACGAAGACGACGUCAAGCAGCCGUCGUCGCGUGCCGGCGGCGGCGGCGGCAACCGCGGCGGCGGUGGCAGCGACUGGUACGGCAGCCUGGCAGCAGCGGGAUUCAACAUCCGUACGAAUGCCUCGGGAGAGGUCUUCCUGGAACGAACGGUUCGGCGGAAGACUUCCUCGCAAGCCGCUACCGCUGCCCCCGCCGCCUCUGCUGCUGGUUCUGCUGCCACCACUUCAACCAAUCCACCACCAAGUCAACCCGCAGCAGUCCGUCGCACGACUGCGAAAUCCGCAACGACGGCGGCGGCGGCGCUGGUGCCGCCGCUGGCUCCGCUGACGGGUCGCCCGGCGGUGGCGGCGGCGCUGCGAGGGUUGCGGGAGCCGCAGCAGGUUUUAGAUUUCUUGGAUUUGUCGUACCCCCAGUGGGCCGCCAACGGUUACCGUUUGGUGGACAUGCGGUCAGGAGGGACGGUGCCCGCCCCCUCCCCUGCGGAGGCUGCCCACUGCCUGCGAGCGCUCGCCCUCACCGCGCGCAGAACCAACAUUGGCGGCUGGCGCUGCCUGGAUUUAGCGGCUGGGAGGCAGGUCCAGGGCCUAGCCGAGUGCCUGCGCGCCACCCCGCCGCGCCUGCUGCCCGAGCACAACACUCCGCAGCGCUCAGCGGCGCACUUUGAGGCGGCGAGGAGGUACUGGCUGGCAGAGCAGGGCCCGGCGGAGGCAGGGGGCAGCAGCGGGGGGGACCCACGGGUCGGCAGCAGCGGCGGCAAAGGAAGAGGAGGAGGAGGAGAUGCCGCUUCUGUGGGUGCUAAGGACGCAACGUAUGACAAGCUACUUGCCAAGUACACCGCACUAUCGCAGCAGAGCCAAGAGCAGCAACGACAGCAGGGAGAGCAGCAGCAACAGCAGGAGGGUCCCAACGGCGCGGCCGCAGCGUCCCAGUCGGCAGCUGCGACAACCCAAACAACAUCUUCACCAAAACCCUCACCGUCUGCUGCUGCUGCUGCUGCUGAUGUUACCACCCAGGCCCCGCCCAGCGCCGCGCGGUGCCGUACAGCUAAGAUCGAGUGCCUAGUGGCGGCGCUGUGGGGCCUGUCUAGCCUGGGCGGUUCGCCGUACUUUACGGCGGAAACAGAGGCACUGCUCGCCAUCCUCGUGCGCUGCCUGCAACAACAACAACAACAACAACAACAGCAACAAUCAGCUGCAACAAGUACGGCAGGUGCUGCUGCUGCUGCCCGCACCGCUGGCGUCGCUGCUGGCAGUGGCAGGAGCAGCAUUCGUGGUGGUGGUCUGAGCGGCUGGCAGGCGGGUCAGGUGCUAUGGGCGCUGGGCAACAGCCGCCAUGCGUCCCCGCGGCUGAGGGAUCUGGAGGCGAUCUUGAUCAGGUCCGGGGGCCUGGCGUCCAUGUGCCCCCGCGAUGCGAGUCGGGUGCUGUGGGGAUUCGCCUCGUUGGGAUACCGGCCCGAGCGGCUGCUGGGCACCAUCAUGCCCGACUGGGGCUACGGCAACAGCAACAGCAGCAGCAGCGGCAGCGGCAGCGGCAGCGAUAGCAGGAGGGGCGCGGGUCGUGGAGAACUAGAGGCAUGGGGGAUAGGUGUCCGGGCAGGCAGGGG
Messenger RNA from Astrephomene gubernaculifera, 2763 nucleotides. The record is from the annotation of a GenBank genome assembly. NCBI's taxonomy places the organism in Eukaryota, Viridiplantae, Chlorophyta, Chlorophyceae, Chlamydomonadales, Astrephomenaceae.